AUGCACCGCUUGAUGGGGGUCAACAGCACCGCCGCCGCCGCCGCCGGGCAGCCCAAUGUCUCCUGCACGUGCAACUGCAAACGCUCUUUGUUCCAGAGCAUGGAGAUCACGGAACUGGAGUUCGUGGAGAUCACCAUCAUUGUGGUGGUGGUGAUGGUGAUGGUGGUGGUGAUCACGUGCCUGCUUAGCCACUACAAGCUGUCGGCACGCUCCUUCAUCGGCCGGCACGGCCAGGGCAGGAGGAGAGAAGACGCCCUGUCCUCAGAAGGAUGCCUCUGGCCCUCGGAGAGCACCGUGUCAGGCAGCGGGAUCCCAGAGCCACAGGUCUACGCCCCACCGAGACCCACGGACCGCCUGGCCGUGCCCCCCUUCACCCAGCGGGACCGCUUCCACCGCUUCCAGCCCACGUACCCCUACCUGCAGCACGAGAUAGACCUGCCCCCCACCAUCUCUCUGUCGGACGGGGAGGAGCCGCCACCCUACCAGGGCCCCUGCACCCUCCAGCUGCGGGACCCGGAGCAGCAGCUGGAGCUGAACCGGGAGUCGGUGCGUGCGCCCCCGAACAGAACCAUCUUCGACAGCGACCUGAUGGACAGUGCCAUGUUGGGUGGCCCCUGUCCCCCCAGCAGUAACUCCGGCAUCAGCGCUACUUGCUACGGGGGCGGCGGGCGCAUGGAGGGGCCGCCCCCCACCUACAGCGAAGUCAUUGGGCACUACCCCGGGUCCGCCGCCUUCCAGCACCAGCAAAGCAGCGGGCCGCCCUCCUUGCUGGAGGGCACCCGGCUCCACCACGCACACCUCGCGCCCCUGGAGAGCACGGCCACGUGGAGCCAGGAGAAGGAGAAACAGAAGGGACACCCUCUCUAGGGGUCCCGGGCGCCGGGCCGGACAGCGGUGCGUAAACGGCAAAACACUCCGCACUUCGAAGAAGAGAGAGGAAGGUGCGGGGCACACAGGGAGACGCGCAUCACCACCCCCCCCCCUCUCUGUGUAUAAAUACUUACAUGUUCUGUCUGGUCUGAAUGCUCAAGCUAAGGAAGCUUGCAAAA
Molecule: messenger RNA, 1049 nt
Organism: Molossus molossus (Pallas's mastiff bat)
Lineage: Eukaryota; Metazoa; Chordata; Mammalia; Chiroptera; Molossidae
Gene: PMEPA1
Product: prostate transmembrane protein, androgen induced 1
Exons: 4
Coding region: 1-867 (288 amino acids)
Biological process (GO): negative regulation of transforming growth factor beta receptor signaling pathway
Cellular component (GO): early endosome membrane; Golgi membrane
Molecular function (GO): R-SMAD binding
Source: RefSeq, a predicted model, not a curated record